Messenger RNA from Macrosiphum euphorbiae (potato aphid), 1065 nucleotides. The record is from the annotation of a GenBank genome assembly. NCBI's taxonomy places the organism in Eukaryota, Metazoa, Arthropoda, Insecta, Hemiptera, Aphididae.
AUGGUGACUUCGCGCAUAUCAUUAGAAGGGCUUUUGCAAAAUAGACUGACUACGGACAUUUGCAAGGACACUUUAAGGAUGCAAGGAAACGCAGCGGAAUUAUUUAAUUUAUAUACGGGAAAACAUCACGCAGACGACACGUCAUCGUCGUCGUGUGGCGCAGAGAUGAUGACCACCAUGACAAUCAAGCGGGAAGCGCACACGCCGACCACCGACCAGAGCGAAGACUCCGGAGUGGACGUGUCAGCAGUGGCUGAUAGCCACGACGGCCGUGGGCCAUUCAAACGAAAACGAUUGGACGACUCUGACGAUGGGGACGGGUGUCCGACCGCAGCCAAAUCCAGCAGGACGACUGAUGCUGCCGCGGUUGCAGCCAGCGUACUGCGGUCGAUCAACAUGGACACCUGUCCUCCGUUCAGACCAUGGAGCUGCAGCGACGAGUCGUCGUCGGACGUGGGCCUCCGGCUGUUCCACGACAUACGUAAUGUGGACAGGAUACUGACACUGACGCAGCAACGCCGCGGCGAACAGUCCCCGUUGCCGCCGCCGCCAGAACCGCAACCCUUGGACCUGACAAAAGGCCAUCGCCCCGCUACGAGACCAGCCGACGACGCCACCGCCUCAGCUUUGGACACGACCACCGCUGACGCCGAGAGCGCCGCCGAAUACGCCACACCGUCGGCGGCGGCGGCGUCGUCGUUCCCAUGUACCGUCGCAGAAGCGGCCGCCGGAGCGUUGACCACCACGGCUACGACCAGGUACAGCAAAAACAUGUCCCGUGCCCGGAGGAUCGAGGCGAACGCCCGGGAAAGGUCUCGGGUGCACACCAUCAGCGCAGCAUUCGACACGCUCAGGGCCACCAUACCGUCGUACUCCCGGAACCAGAAGCUGUCCAAACUGUCGACGAUCCGCAUAGCCAGCGCUUACAUACUGACGCUGUCCCGACUGCUGGACAUGGACUACAGUGCUGAGCAAGACAGUCCGUCCGUGGCCGAGUGCGUGGACAACGUCACGGGAAUCAUACACAUGGAGGGCAAGGCGAGAAAGAGAAAAGACGAUCAGUAA